AGGUCCUUCAACUUCAUGAUUUCCAGAACAGACAUUGUCCCUCGACAUUCAGUUUUUCCUUUUGACCUUUUGGACGUAUAUUAUGGUUUUAGACCAGGCCCGUCCCCGUACCCGUAACGAAAUAGAAAUUUGGGUGUUGUAAAAUAGCUCCAUCGUUUUUCCGAGUGCUUGUGUCAUAGAGGCAGUAAAUUACUUUCAUCUCUCCUGUACAUUAUCUCUGCUGAGCCGAGCUUAUGUUAUGCGUGUGCCUCCCAUUUUGAUUUCCCCAUUGCAAUUCUGAUUCGUUAUCUCUUCGAAGGCACUCCGUGCGAACUUUUCUGUUUUGUACAGUAAGACUAGCAAGAGCAAGAUGGAGGGCUGGUAGCUGUUUCCUUGUCAUCAUGUCACCAUCUCCCGGUCGUUUUUGAGGAUUUCUAAGUGAAUUGUCAAAUAAAAACCAACAAGAAUGCAUAGAAAUGCACAGCAAUAUUUCUGUGACAUGAACAUGAAAAAAAAAAGAAUUCAUGAGUAUAACUCUUCCACGGCGUGGUAUGCGCGCCCCCUUCUGAUUUUAAAGUUUUUGAGUGUACAAUAACGGAAACGGAUCGAUAAAGAAUUUCCCCAAGUAAGUAUGAAGCUGCUAACCUCGUCUUGCAGCCCCUUCACAAUCACAAACUUGAGUCCUCCAGCAAGGGCGAAAAGGGGCAGGGGUUGGCUUCAUCACAACAAUUCGUGUUUUACGCAUCUGUUUUUGGAAGGUUUUGCCACUGUCAUGUGUGUGGUGUUUUUUUUCACGAUAUUUGGUGCAGCUUUGUCUACCUCCGUGCUAUUCAAGGCGGCAGCUGUGGAGGCAGCUGGGGUGACGCCGGCACUUCUGCCACGAGGAGACAAGUUGGAAAAGUUACAAGACCUGCGAUGGACCAGCGAAGCAGCGCUCCUCCCAGAGCAGGCCACACACUCGUCGAACCUAUCAGCCCAGGAAAGGUCAGCAGUGGUGUUGACAAUGAAAGCCCCCGAAGUACUAGAUGAAGACCAACGCCAACCGUCUGCCUCUGCGGAAGUAGCGGGUACAACCACCGAAUUUGAUUUCGACGACGAGAUGGCGCAGCAGGAAUCAGGCGAAGAAGAAGAUGAAAUGAAACUCAAACUGUUCAGCGUCCAGCGCUUUUUGAAGGCCCGAAGCGGGCUGAGCAGCGGAUCGUUGGCCUUCUAUCUGAUAUUGUUUGUCCCCGCGGGGGUCUGCCUCUUUUGCUGCCGCAUUUAUUUCAUGACGCGAGAAGCGAGUGCCAUGAUGACGACGCGCGGAAAGGACGGCUCUGUCGUGCGCCAAGACACGACGUUCGGCGGGCGUGUGGGCACCUUCUUUUGCUGCGCCAACUGUACGUCGAUGUUGUCUUGCUGUUGUGGGAAGAACAACAAGCAGCAAGUUGCGCCGCACGACGCGGAAUUCUACUACACUGAGGAAAGCCCCGUUUACAAUGAGGAGGGACAGGGGCCAUCGCCACGCGUCGCGGAGGUAGGCAAAAAAGGUAAUAACCCGCGACGAGGCAACAUGAAAAAAACCACUGUGGUCCACGGACCAGGAGGUCCUCCACCUCCAGCGGGACCACCGGGCGGGCCCACAAUAAACCGCUCCCCGAGAGGACCACGAGCUUCACCGCGCGGCGGCGGGGCCGCGGCUACCAACACCCGAUCUUCGCGGCAGGUGAAUAUACUUGGCCGGAACAACAUGCAGGAACAGCGCUACGAGGGCCAGACGACGGACGAAGAGUUCGGCGUUGAGGCCUCGACCAGCAAGAAAGGCAGGACGCCCCCGGGGAGUCGUGUGGCGUCGAAGGAAUCCGUGCAAAGCUACGCCCCGUCGAUCGCCGCCGGUCCCGCGCCCCGCAUCUCCGACAUCAUCGCGCAGAGCGACAAACUCCUGACGCCCCGGUUGACGCCGCGGACGGAAGCCUUCCCCUCGUUCACCACGGCCCCCAUCUACGCGUCAACGACCUUUGUGGAACCGCGGAGCACACUACCCCAUGGAAAAUUAGUCUGAGACGAGGAGUCGUUUGUGUUUCUUUGUAUAAUAACAUCAGUUUGAACGAGUGGAUGCAUGUUGUAGUUGAUGCACAUCCGAGAUUGAAAAUCAAAAUUCUGGGCGUUACUGAUUUGCAUGUUGACACGAGAUUACACAAAGACUAAGAGCGUGCCGUCAUGGUGAUUUUACAUGGGAUAUGCGUACCAAAUGAAGGGAAAACACUUGGCGAACCCCAGCGGGGGCGGGCACUCGAACGUGUCUAGCAGAACGUCAUCCAAAAACAGGAGCUAAACUGGUGGAAAAAGUGCUGCAUUGUGCGGGAAGGGGAAAUGUAGUUACAAUAAUUACUAUUCUGCAUCUCCGAUCUAGUAGAAUACACUAAGUAGUGGCAGGCUCCUGUGUCAUCAUCUCCCCGUUCACCGAUGCUUGUUGCGUGUGGAAGCUUAUUGGGCACGUCGAACGAACAGUCACGAGUAGCAGUAUUAGAUACAGAUAGACGAGCAAGCUUAAGCUGACGAGACACGACGAACAGCAAUAUACUAAUGGUGAAAUUAGUGAUGAGAAAAGCGUUAGACACCCACUCUCAUUGUGUGGAUAAGGAUUAGCACCUGCAACCGCUGUCUAGGUAAGUAGUCUACCCCAAUUAUAGAAAUGAAAGACGAAUACCAUCUAACACAGGAGUUGGAGCAACGCUUACAACCAUCCUGACCAUUGUAAAAACAGGGUGUACACCUACACUUGAUAUCCGCCAACAUUGACUAUCACUUUGUGCUGUGUGUUCAAUAGAAUACUGCGAGCUGCUGUUCUAUGAGCAUGCCCAUGGGCAUGGCGUUGUCCACCGCGAUGAUCCUGCUAGGCACUUCGUUUUCGUUUUUCCUGCUUCGAAAUAUUUUUCAAUCACAAUGUCGUCAAACUCAAACUCAAAUCUAUGCAUUCUACGCUGAGUCGGGCACACGCCG
Molecule: messenger RNA, 2961 nt
Organism: Amoebophrya sp. A120
Lineage: Eukaryota; Dinophyceae; Syndiniales; Amoebophryaceae
Source: the annotation of a GenBank genome assembly